CCGGGGCCCGUGUGUCCGUAGUGACGAUACGAUACGUUUUUUAUUUUAAAAGAAAACAUAACGCGCGCCCCCAAGUUCUGGGCCCCUCAGUUCCAGAGGGACAGGGAACUGCUGGAGAGAGUCCAACGCAGGGCAGCGAAGAUGAUGGAGGGAGUGGAGCAUCUCCCGUGUGACGAAAGGCUGAGGGAGCUGGGUCUCUUUAGCUUGGAGAAGAGGAGACUGAGGGGUGACCUCAUUAAUGUUUAUAAAUAUGUAAAGGGUGCUGCUUUGUGGCGUAAUUGCUAUGCGUCCAGAAGAUCCACUUACAUUUUUAGAAGAAAUAAUGGAAAUAAUGGAAAAGGGAUUAGAUGCUGUCUUAUGGUGACUGAAGAAUUGUGUGCCAAAGCACGGGGCUUUUACAGCAGAAACUUAAUGAAGCUGUAUUUUGGAGGAUGGAUGAGAUAUCAUCUACAGAAAAAGAACAAAAGGAAAAAGGCAAAGCAGAAGAUGGCUCUAGCAGUAGUCCAUUAUAAUGUCCACAUAUUAAGAGUUAUUAUACAGAAGUGGAACAUGUGGGUGCAAAUUGACAAGGAAAAAAUGGCAUUGGCAACGAAGAGAUUGCAACAGAUCUUGAACAAAAUAUAUUUAAAUGCAGUUGUGAAAGCUUGGCAUGCAGAGGCCCACAGUUCUUUGAAAACAAAAGCAUAUUUUGAGGGUUUGGCAAAGGAGGGUCAGGAAGGCUGUUUGGAAUCAAGUGAUCUUACUGUUGGACAUAAAACAUCCCAUUUACCAGAAAAAGCCUUAUUACAGGUUUUCCAUUAUGUAAAUUUAGUUGAUCUGGCAAGAUGUGCUCAAGUUAGCCAAACAUGGAUGCUGCUAACACAGAGCAGUUCAUUAUGGAGUCAUAUCAAUUUUUCAUCAGUGAAGCAUAAAGUUCAGGACCAAGUAGUGGUAAAUAUAUUGCAGAAGUGGCGUCUAUAUGUAUUACAUUUGAAUCUUCGAGGUUGCUAUUCUCUUCGCUGGCCUAGUUUUAAAAGUAUCGGUGAAUGUAGGAAUUUGCAAGAGUUAAAUCUCUCUGAAUGCCAGGGAUUAAAUGAUGAAUCAAUGAGAGUCAUAUCAGAAGGCUGCAGAGCUCUUCUCUAUUUAAAUCUGUCAUAUACAGAUAUUACUAAUGGAACACUACGACUAUUGUCAAGCAGCUUCCACAAUUUACAGUAUCUGAGUUUAGCUCACUGCAGAAAAUUCACAGACAAAGGUUUACUGUACCUGGGCUCUGGAAAAGGCUGUCACAAGCUCAUCUACUUGGACCUUUCAGGUUGCAUUCAGAUUUCAGUUGAUGGCUUCAGAAAUAUUGCCAAUGGCUGCAGUAGGAUUCAAGAUUUGCUGAUCAACAAAAUGCCAGCUCUUACGGAUGGAUGUAUUCAAGCUCUGGUUGAAAAAUGCCGACAGAUAACGUCUGUUGUCUUUCUUGACUCUCCACAUCUUUCUGAUACAACCUUUAAAGCACUUGCUAAAUGUAAACUUGUCAAGGUCGGCAUUGAAGGGAAUAAUCAAAUUACUGAUUUAAGUUUCAAGUUGAUGAGUAAAUGCUGCCCGUACAUCAGGCACAUUCACGUGGCUGAUUGCCACCAGAUUACAGACGCCGGUCUCUCGAUGAUUUCACCAUUGAAGCACAUUCUUGUACUGAACGUCGCAGACUGUAUAAGAAUCAGUGAUGGAGGUGUAAGGCCAUUUGUACAAGGGUCUUCAGGAACUAAGCUAAGAGAGCUGAAUUUGACUAAUUGCAUUCGUGUCACUGAUGCUUCUGUCACAGAAAUAGCACAAAGAUGUCACGAAUUGACCUACCUAAAUCUGCGUUACUGUGAAAAUGUCACUGAUGCUGGAAUUGAAGCCUUGGGAAAUAUAUCGUCGUUGAUAUCCCUUGAUGUCUCUGGAACCAGCAUCUCAGAUAUGGGCUUGAGGGCCCUUGGACGCCAAGGAAAAAUAAAGGAACUUUCUCUAUCAGAAUGCAAAAACAUCAGUGAUACUGGGAUUCAGGAGUUCUGCAAGGGCACAAAACACCUGGAAGGCUGCCGAGUCUCUUCCUGCCCUCAGCUGACGGACGAAGCCGUGCGAGCGAUGGCGUUUCACUGCCGCAGACUCACAGCCGUCAGCAUCGCGGGGUGCCCAAAGAUGACUGAUAGCUGUAUCCAAUACUUGGCUGCCGCCUGCCAUUACCUCCACUUCUUGGAUGUCUCGGGUUGCAUUCAUCUCACUGACAAGGCACUGAAAUGUCUUUGGAAAGGCUGUAAGCAACUCCAGAUUCUCAAGAUGCUGUACUGUAGAAACAUUACCAAACAAGCUGUCUUGAAAUACACAGCCAAACUGGAGAAACAAGAACAUAACGAUGCUGACCCUCCCUCCUGGCUUGGAUAUGACCGGGAUGGUAACAUACUCACCUUCACCAUGGAACACACAUCAGAGCCUGAACAAACAAAUUCUUCAAAAUGAAAAAUGAAAUUGCACAACAUCAUCUACAAUUCAAAGGCUUUCCACUAGACCAUGGAAAGAACACUAUUUUUUCUUAAAACUAAUCAUACUUUAAUAAAAGGCCUUUUGUUGAGUUAGCAAGGAAGCAAUGCGAAUCGCUCUUGCAGGACUGUGUAUGCCUUCAAACAAGACAGCCGCGCUGACACAACAUUGCCAACUUUCUGAUGUUGGUUCAAGCUGUCUUCAUCUUUCAAUAAUGAGAAGUUUUUGUAGUCCCAUGCAGAGUAAGCGAUAAAUAAAUCUCUGUGUGUUUGGGGUUCUUGUUUGUCAUUAAGGUUCUCUCCAGGACAUUAACACUCUGACUUCCCACAGAACUUUGCACUUGACUCUGCUGGUACUCAUCAAAUGCAGCAAUAAAGAACAGUGAGUAGGUAGUGAGAACUAAGUCCUUAUACACAACUAUACGAUACACAUUUAAGCCCAGUUCUCUACUUAUUAACAGUCACUCCUGCACCCGGAGCCCUAAUUCUCACAAAAGCCUCCCAGGCUGAGUUCAACUCUAAGCCAGCUGAUGUUUCCAUUUGCAGAUCUGAAGCACGGGCUGGCUGGCAGCUGCCACAGCCAGCAGAACAAAAUAGAAAGGGGCACAGAUGAGGAAAGUGUUACAGGAUACAUUUUCUCCAGUUAAGGAAAACAUCUUCUCAUCAAAUGGACAAAAAAAAAAAAAAAGAGUACAUGGAUUUACCCCUCACUUCUAUUUUUCUCUAGAUGAGGAAAGAUUUAAGUUUCACCUUGUUAUAGCAGAAUAAGACAUUACUCAAAUGCCUUUGGGGAAACUCCCAAAGAUUUGUCUCUCUUCAGCUCAUUCUUAACCUUUAUGUCUAAAUUUUGUUUAGCUGGUCUCGACAUCUAUUAAAGUGGAAAGAAUAUAAACAGAGUAGGUUUAGUGCUAGCACCAUUUUUCUGAUGGCUUAUUUAACUUCUUUAAGCAAAUAACUACCAAUCCUAAUGUUUAAUUCCAGCUAAGUUUAGAAUAUGAGGUGCUUCUUUCACUUCACUUGCAGCAGUGCAAAGGAAUCAUUAGUUUCAAAAA
Molecule: messenger RNA, 3541 nt
Organism: Columba livia (rock pigeon)
Lineage: Eukaryota; Metazoa; Chordata; Aves; Columbiformes; Columbidae
Gene: FBXL13
Product: F-box and leucine rich repeat protein 13
Exons: 20
Coding region: 142-2469 (775 amino acids)
Biological process (GO): SCF-dependent proteasomal ubiquitin-dependent protein catabolic process
Cellular component (GO): cytoplasm; SCF ubiquitin ligase complex
Molecular function (GO): protein binding
Source: RefSeq, a predicted model, not a curated record